Messenger RNA from Coccinella septempunctata (seven-spotted ladybird), 5229 nucleotides. RefSeq lists its product as uncharacterized. The transcript is spliced from 2 exons. The record is from RefSeq and is a predicted model, not a curated record. Gene Ontology annotation, molecular function: protein binding; cysteine-type peptidase activity; ADP binding. Bases 23 to 4996 code for a protein of 1657 amino acids. Gene Ontology annotation, biological process: proteolysis. Lineage: Eukaryota; Metazoa; Arthropoda; Insecta; Coleoptera; Coccinellidae.
UAAUAAACACAGUAUCAUUCAAAUGCAAGAUCAAUCUGGGCAAAAGGAUUAUAAAAGGAAAGGUAAACAACCUCCACCUGUUCCUAAUAAAAGGCAAAAAUUCGAUCAGGACAUUAGCUCUCAAUUUGCUGAAAAAACAUUAAAUCAGCAAAAUUAUGAAGUAUGGCUGACGCAGGAAGAUGUUGCUAAUAUUGCAAGGAUUUAUGGGUGGUACGGAGAAAAUAGUAAUGUACUGUUUGAAGUGAUUGGAUCAGUAGGACAAUUAGAUGUUGAGUUAAAACGACAUAAAGAAAUACUAAAAGCAUCUAGUAAACAAUCACUGAUAUUUAUUAUCAAUUUGAGUAGUAAUCAUUGGGUAACACUGGUUAUUAUUAAUCAAAAUCAGCAAUUUUCUGCUUACUACAUUAACUCUUUUGGUGAUGAAAUAACAAGUGAUAUUUAUGAUAAAUUAAACUCAGCAAUGCCAGGAAUUCAGAUCAGUAAUCCCAAAUUUAAGCAGCAAGAAGAUGGAUAUAAUUGUGGAAUAUUUGCUUUACAGAAUGCGAGAAUAAUUAAUGAUGAAAUUAAGUCUGGCAAGACUAACUUAGAAAUUGAACAGGCAUUGAAAGAUUAUAAACUAACUUCAGAUGAUUUAAACAAUAUGAGAAAAGAAUUUGCGGAGAAAUUACGACAGCAAAAAGCUAAGCUUGAUUAUGAAGGAAGUACGCUAAAUGAUAGUAGUGCUAAAAAAUCAACGGAAAUACAAGAACCUAAAGCAGUGAAGGGGCCAAAUAAUGAAUAUUCUAAAUCUGGAUUGGUGCAUACCUUACAUGGAGAUAUUUAUCAGCUAAAGUUAUUAAUGCUGUUUGUGAAAAGAGGAUUAGACAGAGGGUAUCUUUUUGAAUUAGCAACAGAAAUGGAUGCAGCUAAAAAGUUUGAUGAUUUGGUUUUUCAAUAUAAAAAGAAUAACGCAGAUGGAACGGAAGAAAGGGUAGGGAGAUUUUUGCAGGCUAAGCAUAAACAAGAUGAGGAUAAAAAGAUCUCUGUUAAUGAUUUACUUACAGAAACAGAAGGAGACUUUAGUCUACAAAAAUACUUUAUUUCUUAUCGUAAAAUCCAACAAAAUCAGGAGUUUAAGAAUAGUAAUUUACAAUAUAAAGAUUUUAUUAUCUGUACGAAUAUUGGUUUUAAAUUUGGUGAUAAAAGAAGCAAUCUGACGCUAAGUGAAGAUAUUUUUGAUCACAAGACGGAUGAAAAUGAAAUCUUAAACACUAAGCUUUUUCAAUUUAAGGAUGAAUUCACCGGAAGGGAGGAGAUAUUUUCAGUAUUAAGAAACGCUCCUGAUUUAACUAAUCUAGCAAAGGGACUUGCUGAAUGUGUAUUAGAUGGUAAGUCUAUAAACGAUGAUAUUCCAAAAAAAGAUCGAGUAGGUAAUCUUUUCAAAUCAUAUCAAAGUGCGUUGAUAGACGAAGUUAUUGAUAAAGAAAGUUACAAACUAAGUGUUGAUUUCGUGAAAGGACAGCAACUGUCUUCAAGGGCUGAAAAUCUUCGAGCCGCUUUUAAAAAAGUAUUUGAUGAUCGGAGAAAGUCUUUUAAUUUAGAUGAUGAACCUUUUAUAACAAAUCCAGAAAGGUUUGCUCAGGAAAUUGCUAAACUAAUAAAAAGUCAACCUAAUAAGGUCAUUAAAAUUGAGAAAAGAAAGCAUGAUAUAAAGAAUAAUUUUCAAAAGUUAGCUGGUUAUGUAUUAAUAAAAAAAGAUAACAAGAUCAAGUUCAGCACAGCAUUUUUAAAGAAUUAUGAAUUGCCAGGUAAUUUAAAACAAUUUAGAGAAGAGUUAAGAAGGUUUCCGGAGCUUAACCUUAAACAAUGCGAGUUUGAAACUUAUAAAGACUUCAAAACUUGUGAGGAAAUAUAUGUAGAUAAGGAUAAUUUUUGGGAAAAAAUAAAGGAAAAAGAAUUGACGUUGUUUAAGGAUUUUGGAAAGCGAGAUAUCAAUCUCCAAUCCAAAUUUGUAGAAAAAUUUAGUUCUUUGCUAAAAGAAAGUGAAUCCAAAGGAAAUCUAGUUGUAAUAAUAGAAAGAGCAGACCAAAUUAUUAGCAAAAAUAUCGAUAAACUAGCCCAACAUGUAUUGAUUGAAAACGAAGACGAGAUUCGAUUUAGCUCAGAAUUUUUGAGCGAUACUCAACUACCAGGUAAAUUAAAUGAUUUUAGAUCUCAAUUAAAAGCUAAACUUGAGGAGCUCAAGUUUGAUUUGAACAUACUUAAAGAGUAUAAAUUUUAUAUCAGCAAUUUUCCUAAAUUUAACUUGCCAAACGAUAGUAUCGAAGAAAUAGAAGAAAAUAUAAAAGAUUUUUUAAAAAAAUUAAGGUUUGCAGUCAAUCAGCCAAAUGAAGAUAAGCUUGGUGAAAUGAUUAAAGACGAGUUGGGUAAAGAAUUUAACACAAUUGAUAUAAAAAAUGUUUAUGGUAGGUUCUUGGAGAAAAUGCUGGAUUGGAUGAAAGCCAAAAAAGGAAAAUUUUUCUCACAUGAGGAAGGAAAGACUUUUUUUGAAGGAAUAAGGGAAGAUAUUUUAGGGACAAUUUGGUUUAAUAUGAAAGAUCCAGUAACGUUAUUCACUGGAAGAAAAAGAGAGUUAAGUGAUUUACAUAAAGCAUUGCAGCGAAACCAAGGUAAAAAUAAGGGUACAGUAAUAUCACAGAUGACCUGUAUUAGUGGUUUGGGAGGAAUAGGUAAAAGUGAAUUGGCUAGAAAGUAUGCUUAUGAUCAUUGUAAUGAUUAUGAUGGCAAUGUUAUAUGGAUAAAUGCUGAAAAUAAUGAUACUCUUAAAGACUCUUUUCUUAAUCUAGCUAGAGAUGAUAAAGUAUGUAUUCCUAUAAUGGAUAAAGAUAGAAAAGAAAAGGAAAUAGAAACUAUUGUUAAAGAGAUAUAUGGUUUUUUUGCAAAGAGGAAAAGUUUAUUUAUUUUUGAUAAUGCUGAAAAAAAUGAUGACUUGAAUACAUUUUUACCACAUCGUGAUUUACCUCCUAAUGCUAACAAGCCUUACCUUUUAAUUACUUCUCGUAUUAGAGAGUGGGGAAAAGGAAUAGAAUUGAUAGACCUAAAAGAAUUAGAGUUAGAAGAAGCAAUAGAAUUUGUGAAAACAGGGCUAGGUAUAUCUAAAGAAGAUGAGUCGCAAGACCAAGAGAUAAAAAAUUUAGUAGAAAAACUACAGUGUUUUCCUUUAGCUAUACAACAAGCAACAGCAUAUAUUGAAGACCAGAGAGUAACAGGAGAAUUUGGAAUUAAUGAUUAUUUGAAAGAAUAUGAAAAAAAGACAAAAGAUUUACUUGACUCGAACGAAUUUAGAGGAAUCGAUAAUCACUACGCCAGAACAACUUUUACAACUUGGAAAAUUACAAUUGAUAAAAUAGCUAGUAAUGAACAACAUGGAGAAUUAGCUUUAAAGAUUUUAGAUACUAUUUCUUACUUUGCACCUGAAAACAUUAGUAGAGAAACAUUUUUAAGUUUAGCAGAAAGUGAAGAAAAGUUAAGGUUAGCUCCUAGGUUACUUGUGAAUUAUUCUAUGGUAAAUGGUGGGCAACAGCAAAGUGUAUUAAGUAUUCAUAGAUUAGUGCAAGAAGUAAUAAGAAUAAAUUUAAAGGGUGUGGAUAGAGACCAAGAGGUGUUAAGAGAAGCACUAGGACUGUGGAGAGAUAAUAUUAAAGAAUGUGAUGUAGACCAUCCUAUGUCUGUUUGGGGUUAUGCAAGUAGUAACCAUGAAUUAGUGAAUGAAUUUAGCAAACUGCCGCGUAAGAUUGUCGAAAAAUUAUUUGAGGAUCGAAAAUAUAAUAAAGCUUUCAAAUUUGAGCAAGAGGCGUUGGAAUCGUUAAAAAUAUUAGGAGACGAGCACUUGGAAGUUGCUAUAAUGAAUCGAUAUUUAGCUAAUGCUUAUGGCGAUAGAGGUAAAUAUAAGAAAAAAAAGGAGAUUCUUGAAGACGAGGUUUUACCUAUUCUUAAGGAACAUCACUCCGAUAAACCUGUUGAAAUUGCUAGUACACUGAGAAACUUGGGUGUCGUUUAUGGAGAAUUAGAAAAUUAUGAGAAACAAAAGAAUUAUCUGAAGGAGGCUUGCAGGAUUUUUGAGAAAGAACUUGGAAAGAACAAUAUUGAACUUGCUAAAGCAAAAAGAAACUUGGCUAAUGCUUAUGGCGAUUCAGAUGAAUAUAAGAAAAAAAGGGCGAUUCUUGAAGACGAGAUUUUACCUAUUCUUGAGGAACAUCACUCCGAUAAACCUGUUGAAAUUGCUAAGACACUGAGAAACUUGGGUGUCGUUUAUGGAGAUUUAGAAGAUCAUGAGAAACAAAAGAAUUAUCUGGAGGAGGCUUGCGGGAUUUUUGAGGAAAAUCUUGCUUAUGACGAUAUUGAACUUGCUAAAGCAAAAAGAAACUUGGCUAAUGCUUAUGGCAAUUUAGAUAGAUAUGAGGAAAAAAAGGCGAUUCUUGAAGAAAAAGUUCUUCCUAUUUUUAAGAAAUUUUAUGGCGAUGAUCACGUUGAAGUUGCUAAAGCAAAAAGAAACUUGGCUAAUGCUUAUGGCGAUUUAGGUAGAAAUGAGAAAAAAAGGGCGAUUCUUGAAGAAGAAGUUCUUCCUUUUCUUAAGAAAAAGUCUGAAUUUGAUAAUUCGAAGUUUAUAUCGAAGUUGAAAUCGAAGUCGCAAAAAAAUCUUAGUAAAGCCUAUGAAAAAUUAGGAUAUCCUCUUCAUGCAGCUGUUAUUUGUGGUAAUAAGGAUAAAGUAGAAGAAGAACUUAAGAAACAUGAUGUUAAUCGUCAAACAGAUGAUUUGGUCACACCAUUACACCUAGCUGUUCGAGAUGGUCAUUUAGAUAUUGUAAAACUACUACUAAAGAAACAAGCAGAUCCUGAUAUUGAAGAUAAUAAUGGAGAAACUCCUUUAGGGCUAGCUAACAAGCAGUUGAAUCAAAAUACACAAAUUUAUCAAGAAAUUAUAGAUAUUUUUAAGUCAAAAUCUAUUAAUCAAUAACAAGAGAAUCCUCCUGUAAAUCGAGGAAGUAAAGUUUUAUCCGAAUGUAAUAAAUAGGAAUAUUGACGUAAUUUUAUUCCAAGAUUUUGUUGACGAAACAUUAAUGUUUAUUGCUUUGCGCUCUUUGAAUUUUUUUUAAAGAAUUGAAGAUUUUAGUUGGUCCUCAUCGACCAAGGACGUGUUUGUAGACAAGUACUAAUUAAUUUUAUUCCAAUAGAGUAUUUGUUAAUUUU